Messenger RNA from Copidosoma floridanum, 1269 nucleotides. RefSeq lists its product as uncharacterized. The record is from RefSeq and is a predicted model, not a curated record. NCBI's taxonomy places the organism in Eukaryota, Metazoa, Arthropoda, Insecta, Hymenoptera, Encyrtidae.
AUGGCAGGCCGUGCCGUUGGGCUCACUCCAGGUACGUCGGCCAUCUGUGCAGCCGCCCAAUCCGACGUGGCUCCGCCUUGGCACAACGAGCUGACCGCUCUGCUACAGCGGUUCUGGGAGAUGGAGGAUCUUCCUCAGGCUCACCGCCGCUCAGAUGAGGACAUCGAGUGCGAGCGUGCGUUCGCAGACCACCGACGCGCCGCGGACGGACGGUACAUCGUGCGCCUUUCGCUGAAGGGCAGCGGUUCGCUUCUUUUUGGCGGCAGUCUUCAGAGCGCCAAGGCCUCCUUGGCAGCCUUGCAACGCCGGCUUCGGCGAAGCCCCGACAUGGCUGUGGAGUACAGUCGAUUCAUGGCUGACUAUCUCGCGAUGGGCCACAUGCGCCCGCUCACCAGCGCUGUGCUUGCAGCUACAGCUGGGUCCGUCAACUCCAUCCAUCAUCAUAGCAUCUGGCAGCAUGACGAUCGCGGGCGUAAGCUCCGAAUAGUCUUCAACGCGUCCAACCCGACUUCCAGUGGCCACAGCUUGAACGACGUCCUCCACGCUGGACCCAGACUCCAAGCCGCGCUCCCAUCGGUUCUCAUGCGCUGGCGGCGGCACCGCAUCGCCUUCUGCAGCGACAUCCGCAUGAUGUUCCGGCAGAUUUGGAUCGACUACCGUGACAUCGACCUGCAGCGGAUCGUCUGGGCUGCCGAUCCCAGCAAGCCUCUAACCCACUACCAGCUGCUCACUGUGACUUACGGCGAGUCGUGCUCGCCUUACCUGUCGCUGCGUACCCUCCAACGCCAGGACGAAGGCCACAACUGGCCCGAAGCUGUGUCAGCCGCCCUGUGUGACCGCUACGCCGACGACUUUCUCUCCGAGGCCGACGACGUCACCGCGGCUCAGCGCCUCCGCGACCAGCUGAGCGGGCUCUUGAAGGACGGCGGUUUUCCCCUGCGGAAGUGGGUAGCCAAUGUCCGCGAGCUGCUCGGCGAUCUGCCUGAGGACGUCCGCUUACGUCCGACCUGGGAGCAGCUCAGCCCUGAAGGCCUCGACAGCGAGCUCGGGGUGAAGUGGGAUCCACCGUCGGACUGCUUUCAGUUGACGCCUCCACCACUCCAGCCGCAGAGCACAAAGUGGACAAUGCUCGCGGCGCUCGCGGGUCUGUUUGACCCAUGCGGCUGGCUCGCGCCGAUCGUGUUAAAUGACAAGCUCUUGCUCCAGGAUCUCUGGCGCGCCAGACUGGGCUGGGACGAGCCUGCGCCGAUUUCAAUGACUCGCCGAUAG